UCCUUUUCUGGCCUUACCCAUCUCCGUUCCAAGAUCAAGAUACGUUAUCAAAUUAAAUAACUAUCCAAUUUGAUUUUUCCAUAUUGAGAUUUGUUAACCCUAGUCAAGAACCUAUUUUCUUGUAAUUACGAAACUCGCAACCCUCUUUCCUCUCACAAUUGAAUCCCUAGAAACCAAUUCUUCUUCACCAAAUUCAUUCUCUUCUGAGCGGUCAUUGUGGGUGUUUCUCAAUUCUAACUGCAAUGGCCGCAUCAACUGAUGGUUCUUUGUUAUCUUCAGAUAUGCAUGCUCUGGGUAACCGUUCUUUGGUUCAACCACCACUUAAUUCAAAUGUGUCUUCACCACUUAAUUCAAGUUCUCUGGAAAAAGUUUCUUGGUGCUUAUUUCCGGGGCAGUCUUCGACAUCUUCGUCAAUUGAAACUUCUGGCGAGCAGAUUUUGACGAAUCUUGAUGGGUGUUGUUCUUCUGGUAACAACCUGAAUUCUAUUCCGUCAUCACCAUCUUCUUGCAGUAGAGACCUAGUUCACCACGAGUCUCGGGCUGCGUCACUGCCGAACCUAAAUCCGCUCUCGCCACCUCCGCCAAACGAAACCCUAGCCGAUCAUAAUCUGACUCCACCAUCUUUACCAGCUGAUAAUAAUCAGCCUUUAGUUCAUGAUCCAUAUGAACCAAUUUCUAUAAUUAUGCCCGAACAUAAUGUAUCUGCCGUUGAUAGGCCGUUUUCGCAACUGGAAAAGGAGAGGCUCAAUUUCUCAUUGUUUGGCCUUGAAGAAGAUGAUCCUGCAGAACAUCGCCCAUCAUCCGACAUGCAACGGUGUCCGCAAAAGGAGGACGACACUGCUUUUCCCCCAAGAUCGUAUAAUAGUGAAGACGAGGUUGUGGAGUGUAAACCAUGGACUCAAUCUCAGUGGAGUGCCCAAGAAUCUAGCCGGUCAGAAGCGCGGGAAUCCAAGGAAAUCAUAUCCACCGGUGUGGGUGCAGGGAUUUCAAAUUUAGGCAACACUUGCUUCAUGAAUUCAAUCCUGCAAUGCUUCACCCACACAGUGCCCCUGGUCCAGGCUCUUCAGACUUGCGAUCACCCAAUGCCUUGUGAUUGUAAUAGAGAAGGGUUCUGUGUUAUUUGCAUUCUUCGUGAUCACAUCCAACUAUCAUUACAUUCCUCGGGAAGGGUUGUCUCACCUUCAAGAUUUGUUGACAAUUUGGACAAAUUUUCCUCUUUCUUCCAGAAAUACCAGCAGGAGGAUGCUCAUGAAUUCUUACAAUCCAUAUUGGAUAAACUUGAACAAUGUUGUUUUGAUGUUAAGAAAAUGGAUGAUAGUUUAUCUUCCCAUGAUAUCAACAUUGUGGAACAGGUCUUUGGUGGUCGUCUCCUUAGCAGACUUCAGUGCUGCAACUGUGGUCACUACUCUGACACUUAUGAGGCCUCGAUUGGACUUAGUUUGGAGAUUGAAGAGGUGGACACUCUUCAAAGUGCCCUAUUAUCUUUUACCAGUGUGGAAAAACUUGAGGAUCCGGAGACAAAGUUUAAAUGUGAGAAUUGUAAAGAAAGAGUGUCAAAGGAGAAACAACUUAUGGUGGACCGGGCACCUUCAGUUGCCACAUUCCACUUGAAGAGAUUCACGAACGAUGGAACUUUUGUUGGUAAGAUUUAUAAGCAUGUGAAGUUCCCAUUGGAGUUGGACUUGCAACCUUAUACAAGUAGCUGCCAGAGUUGUGAAGAGGCAGAGCUCAAGUAUUACUUGUAUGCAUUUGUGGUGCACAUUGGAGAAUCAUUAACUUCUGGUCAUUACUUCUGCUAUGUUCGGUCCUCCCCGGAUACAUGGCACAAAUUGGAUGACUCACAGGUUACUAGGGUUGAAGAAGACUAUGUGCUAUCUCAGGAUGCAUAUAUAUUAUUCUAUGCCAGGCAGAAUACACCGUGGUUUUCAACUAUAUUUGAAGGGAUAAAUCCUAGAUUGGAAGCAAAUACAAAUUCAUCGCCCAAGUCAAUUCUGGAUGCAGUGAAGAAUGACUCUAGUUUUGAUCAUAGAAUAGGAGAUAAUGAAAAUUAUGAGGUGAAUAAAUCCAGCGACAAUGAAAUGACUGAAGAAAUGAAUAACUGGUCUCAGUUUAUUGGAAUGAGGAAUGCUGCUGAGAAUUCUGUUGAGAAUUCAUACAAAUCAAAGCAGAAUGGACCAGAGUUCAGAGAGUCCAAAGAUGAUACUCCCAUGAUUCAUGCUGCAUCACCACUAAUGGAUAGUGAGUAUGAGAAAUCACAAAAUGUGCUGCCUCUUGAAAAGAAUAAUUGCAAUCAGAGGGGUAUCAAAGUUGCAAAGAAUAAUAAUUCACCUUCCGCACUUGCAUUGGAGAGUUCAGGUGUUCCUAGGGAACAUCGAGAAGCAGUUUAUUGUAUUCCGCGAGAUCAUUUGAAAUUAGAGAAGCAAGGGAAUCGAAAGAGACCACUGAGCGAGGUUCCACUGGAUAUGAAUAAAAGUUUAGCUCUUAGAUGCCUGAAAAAGCACAUCUCCGGAUCAAGGGCAACAAUGCUUUCUGCUGCUAUGGGGGUCGGACAGGAUGGCAAUCUCAAUAAAAGGAAAAAAUUAAAUUCAACACCAUGCAAAAGGUCUAAUCCACCAGCUCAUCAUAAACACAACCGGGAAGAAGUUAUGCAGCCUGCAACUGCUUGUAGGUUUUUGUUCUGAUUAGAUACUUGUUUUGGUCAGCACAGAUAAAAGGUGCCUCAUACAAUUAUCUUGUGGAUGUACAUACUAUUACUGUCAAUUCUUUUAGCACAGUCUGCUCUUUGUUCUUGUAGUUAGGUGUGCUAAGGCUGUCAGUAGAACGUGGGUUUGUCCAUAUCUCCAGUCUAGGAAUAAAAAAAGUUGAAAGUUGAGAACUACCUUCCAACCCCUAGAUUAAAUAUGCCUUGCUUUGCAUAUUUUGGCAAAGGGAAUUACUCAGAUGGGGGAUGGGUUUAAAAUCAACUGUACGGAAUGGUUGGAUGUGAACAAAAAUAGUCCGGGCACUCAAAAGAAAGAAAAAAAAAAAGAUAUACUAGAAUGGGAAAUUAAAAUGCAGUGUCCAUUAUUUUGGCAGUAA
Messenger RNA from Carica papaya (papaya), 3078 nucleotides. RefSeq lists its product as uncharacterized. The record is from RefSeq and is a predicted model, not a curated record. Gene Ontology annotation, molecular function: cysteine-type deubiquitinase activity. Gene Ontology annotation, biological process: protein deubiquitination. Gene Ontology annotation, cellular component: cytosol; nucleus. NCBI's taxonomy places the organism in Eukaryota, Viridiplantae, Streptophyta, Magnoliopsida, Brassicales, Caricaceae.